This is a messenger RNA of Hyaloperonospora brassicae, 783 nucleotides long. The record is from the annotation of a GenBank genome assembly. Lineage: Eukaryota; Oomycota; Peronosporomycetes; Peronosporales; Peronosporaceae.
AUGACAACGGCCCCGGACGUCGGGAGCUACCACGCCAUUGCGCUGCCGCUUCCCCACAGCUCUUUCCAACGCUUUGUUUACGCCAAGAAACACAGCAGCAAGUCCAGCUCUAGGGCCGAGUCCCUUCUGGCUGCUGAUCGCACUGCCUAUGUCGUCAAUUUGCCUCUAAGCGCGUCAGAAGAGUGGCUACGCGCGUGUUUCGAGUCGAUGGGCGCUAUUCAACACGUUGUCGCAGGAUCAGAAGGACUUUACGUGGAGAAUAGUCACCAAAAAGACGAUGAAGGAGAUUGUGCACGUGAUAUUGGCGGCACGCGCACAGCGUACGUGGUGUUCAAGACAGAAGAAUCGCUGAACAAAAUGCUGCAGGUGGACCUUACAGAGACACCUACCCCAAGACAAGUGAGCGGUCUGCAAGCUUACGCGGCAAAGUAUCGUCGUAACCGUCCGGGUCUCUCGAUUUUGAAAGACAUGGCGGAUCGGUUCAUGGCGUCGUUUGAUGCAGCAGAAGAGGAAAGUUUACGUGGUCGUAAAGAGUUGAAGAACCGGGUGGAUGACGAUGGAUUCCAGAGCGUGGUAAACACGAAGAAGCGCGGGAUGAUUCUAGCAGAGGAGGUGCUAGCUAGACCCGCUAAGAAACUCAAGAGCAAGGAAAUUGAUAACUUCUACAGGUUCCAGACGCGCGAGAAGAAGCGAGACCAAUUGAAAACGCUUCGUGAACGAUUUCAAGAAGACCGCCGUGUGGUUGACGAGUUAAAGAAGGCCAACAAAUUUCAGCCGGAAUAG